UCUUGCGCAUGCGCGCACCAGGGGGGCGGCUCUGUUGAUAUGUUUUGUUUUCUGCUCUCAUUAAAAGAGUCUCUGGAGCCUCAACGGGCAGCUGCGACAGUAAACUCCUUCUAGGUAAAAGUGACCUUGUGCCAGCCAACAAGAAGACGAAGCCAUGGGGAAUACAAGUAGUGAGAGGGCUGCUAUGGGUCAGGGGGAGAAGGCUCAGCGGAGGGACAGCCGGGGAAACAAGGAGGGCGAGAGGCCAAAAAUCCUCAUGGACAGCCCAGAGGAUGCAGAUAUCUUUCAUGGUGAAGACAUGAAAGCCCCUUUAGAGAAAGAGGAGUUCCUUGCAUGGCAGCAAGACUUAGAAGCAGACGAUAAAGGACCCACUUUAGACCGGCCAACAGUAUUUCGCUGGACUGGAGAUGGCAAAGAGGUCUUCCUUUCUGGAUCCUUCAACAACUGGGCCAACAAGAUACCUCUAAUAAGAAGUCAGAACACCUUUGUUGCCAUCGUGGAUCUACCGGAAGGGGAACACCAGUACAAGUUUUAUGUGGAUGGCCAGUGGACUCAUGACCCUACUGAGCCAGUUGUAACAAUCCAGAUGGGGACGGUGAACAAUAUAAUCCAGACCUCUCCAGCUCUCCUCCCGGGCCGUAUCAUCAGGACGCCUAUAUUCCGAAGCAAGAAGAGAAAUUUAAGUCGCCACCUAUCCUCCCACCUCACCUGCUUCAGGUCAUCCUCAACAAAGACACUGGAAUUUCUUGUGACCCUGCAUUACUACCUGAACCAAACCAUGUCAUGCUCAACCACCUUUAUGCUCUGUCCAUUAAGGAUGGAGUGAUGGUGCUCAGCGCGACACAUCGUUACAAGAAGAAAUAUGUCACCACUUUACUGUACAAGCCAAUCUGAGUGAACAGAAUUUAGAAUCCUGCUUGAGUUUGUUAACUGUGCACUGAGUGGACAAAAUAUGAGCCUUCCUGUUCCCUCCUCAACAUGGAAAGAGCAGAUGAAUCCAGGUCCGGUUAUAUCUGCCUCAAAGAACCUGCUCUCAGAGGUCUUUUGAGUGACUUUUUCUCCAAGUGACCACAAAGUUAGUGACUACCUGAUUUCUUUAUCCCAACUUGUGAGGACCAGGAAUAAGAAUCCUAAUCUAAAACUUUGAAAAGGCUCUGAGAUUAUAUAUCUUGUGCACUCAAUGUAUAUCCAGUUAGUACACACAACUGUUUAGGAUGAUAAAAUGUCACUCAGUCACCCCAGCCCUACAUAUCCUGCCUUCAUGUGUUCACUGAUUGCCAUGUAGAACAGCACACUCUUUGCUUAGUACACAGAGAGGAGGUAAUAAUAAGGUAGAACUUUGGAAGAGGAUUGGUAAUGCACUGAAAAUCAGACUGAAAGCCUUCGAAUUGUGAGUUUGUCAUGAUUACAACAAAGAUAAGGGUACAAUCAAGAAUGUGAAUGUAAAAGGUCAAAGAAGGAAAAAUUGCACUGCAGUAGUUUUUCACUGUUUCAAUAUUUAUUUAUGAUCACACAGCACACAAUAGGAAAUUUCUGUUGUUUAAUGAUGCAUGUAUAUAUUUUUUCUACUAUGGUUGAUGUGGUUUGUUUUCUGUUUAACACUCCUUUCUUUAGUUAAAUGCAGCCUUUUGUCAAAACCUUUACGCUCAACACUUGACUGGAAAAUGUGUAUGAGCAGGUUUUAGUGGGCUUAGAGAAAACCUCAUCAAUCAGGCACAGGAACAUAAAAAUAUUAAAAUAUUUCUGAAUAAUUAGACCUUAAAUUUAAGUUUUGCAUUACUAAUAUGCUUACAGUCUAUGUACAAUCAAAUAACGACUAUAUCAGGAGAAUAAAUCUUAACUUUGUCACAGCGUUUCAACAACAAUAAACAUGCAGCGGAAAUGCAUUUAAAAAUCAAGGAACACACUGCACUGCUUCAGAUAAAUGUAUGGUUGUACUACAGGAAACAAAAUGUCUAAUGUAUUUGUCGCAGAUUGCUUCAAGUACUGGAGCACAAGUGAAGGGACCAGCACAGGAUCACAUUUCAGAGUUAUGUAACUGAAGAUAUAUUUUUAUAGUUUCUGGUCUGCAUGCAUUUCAUAGGUUUGAGAUACGACUGCGUUUAAGUUAAAGGCAUGACAUGUAGCAGCUAUUUACAUACAUUUUUCAUAUCAUUUAAAUGAGGAAAUAAGUCCAAGGUGUGUCUAUUUUUGUCCGAUGCUGAAGGCCAGUAGAAGCUGACAAUCUCCUCAAUAAAAGACUCUGUUGUACUGUUUUGUCAGAACUAUUAUGGUAUUUAUUUAUUUAUGCCAAUAUACCGAUAUUUCAAGUAAAUUGCAGUAUUGUUUAAAAUGUUUUUGACCAUUUGAACCAAGCUUGUGUGAAGACAAUUUCCUUUUGAAGAGAUAUUUGUAAUAAAGACUAAUUACAAAAUG
Messenger RNA from Notolabrus celidotus (New Zealand spotty), 2415 nucleotides. It is a transcript of the gene prkab1a, whose product is annotated as protein kinase, AMP-activated, beta 1 non-catalytic subunit, a. Gene Ontology annotation, cellular component: nucleus; nucleotide-activated protein kinase complex; cytoplasm. Gene Ontology annotation, molecular function: protein kinase binding. The record is from RefSeq and is a predicted model, not a curated record. The transcript has 8 exons. Lineage: Eukaryota; Metazoa; Chordata; Actinopteri; Labriformes; Labridae. The coding region runs from base 155 to 826 and encodes 223 amino acids. Gene Ontology annotation, biological process: signal transduction.